AUGAGUGAGGCAGGCGAGGCCACCACCGACGGCACCACGCUCCCGCAGGCCGCGGCCACCGCGCCCAAGAGCCCGGCGGCGGCGCGCCCCAGGGCCCCGGCGCCCGCUGCUCUGCUCGCGGGGAGCCAUGGCGGAAACGCAGCCCCCGCGGGCAGCGAGGACGCGGAGAAGAAAGUUCUCGCCACCAAAGUCCUUAGCACUGUCAAAUGGUUCAACGUCAGAAAUGGAUAUGGAUUUAUAAGUCGAAAUGACACCAAAGAAGAUGUGUUUGUACACCAGACCGCCAUCAAGAAGAAUAAUCCACGCAAGUAUCUGCGCAGUGUGGGAGAUGGAGAAACUGUAGAGUUUGAUGUGGUUGAAGGAGAAAAGGGUGCUGAAGCAGCAAAUGUGACUGGUCCAAAUGGAGUUCCUGUAGAAGGGAGUCGUUAUGCUGCUGAUCGGUGGCGCCUCUACAGACGCGGCUACUAUGGCAGACGCUGUGGACCUCCCGUAAUUACGCUGGGAGAGGAGGAGGAGGAAGGGAGCGGCAGCAGUGAAGGAUUUGAACCCCCUGCCACAGAUGGGCAGUUCUCUGGGGCCAGGAAUCAGCUGCGCCAUCCCCAGUAUCGCCCUCCAUACCGGCAGCGGCGUUUUCCGCCUUACCACGUGGGACAGACCUUUGACCAUCGCUCAGGGGUCUUUCCCCAUCCCAACAGAAUGCAAGCUGGUGAGAUUGGUGAGAUGAAGGAAGGAGUCCCUGAGGGAGCACAGCUCCAGGUUCAUCGGAAUCCAACUUACCGCCCAAGGUUCCGCAGGGGACCUGCUCGCCCACGACCUGCCCCUGCUAUUGGAGAGGCUGAAGAUAAAGAGAAUCAGCAAGCUGCCAAUGGCCCGAAACAGCCAUCUGCCCACCGUGAAUUCCGACGCCCCUACAACUAUCAGCGCCACCCCUGUCCCCUGAACACUGUUUCACAAGAUGGCAAAGAGACCAAGGCUGGUGAAGCAGCAACUGAGAACCCAGCUCCAGCCAUGGAGCAGAGCAGUGCCUAGUGACCCUGGCCCCCCAGGCACCUUCACCACCAGCAGGGUGACCUUAAGAAUUAAAGACCAUUCUAAAACAAGGC
Messenger RNA from Arvicola amphibius (Eurasian water vole), 1103 nucleotides. RefSeq names its product Y-box-binding protein 3-like. Gene Ontology annotation, molecular function: nucleic acid binding. The record is from RefSeq and is a predicted model, not a curated record. Gene Ontology annotation, cellular component: nucleus. Lineage: Eukaryota; Metazoa; Chordata; Mammalia; Rodentia; Cricetidae. Gene Ontology annotation, biological process: regulation of gene expression.